GAAAGCUUUACUUCAUAACUUAGUACAUUGGGACUAGAGUUUGUUAUGAAGGAGAGCAACUUUAUGGUCUAAAUAAUCUUUGCCUAUAAGCGACUGAGGAGAAGAGUAUUGCUCCUGUACUCCACCAGCAGAACGGCAGUCUUCGGAAAUUUCAGAAAUCAUGGAGGAAUGUCAGAAUGGAAUGUCAGUGGAUUUGUUCCUGCAUUGCUCUCUUGUUCCUGCUGUCUGCAUUGUGUUUCUGCUCUCAUUUGUACAGCGCAGAGCGAGGGCUCAGCCCUUUGAGGAUCGCUUCCCAUAUCUCAGGGGUCGAUUUGGCAUUGUGGUGCCGUUGGAUUUCAUUUGCAGUCUAAGUAACCGAUGGUCUUAUGGUUUUGCAUUUGGUGCUAUUGCUCCCAGUGUGAUUCAGCUUUUCUCUGAGUCCUACGCACCAUUUACUGUGCCUAACUGGGCUAAAGCCAUUGUGUACCUGGUAGGAGCAAUAGAAGUCGGUGUGGCCUACCUGCCAUUCUUUGCUUGUCUUUCAACGCCACACCGAUUACUAGGAGGGGUUUUAGGUCUUCUUUACACACUCACGUGGCUCAUUGUGAGACUGUAUGACACGAUAAGCUGUCCCUCUGGAAGGAUUUUAGGUCCUUAUGAGAAAUUGAUCAUCCUGUGGCCGUUCUUCCUGUGUCUGUUUUUCCUGCUGGGACGGUUUGUGUGUAUCAUUGUGAAGGCAGCAAGAAUCCACCUGCAGCUACUAACCGAUGAGAAUGAGGAGGAUCUAAACUUUCAUCAGUUCAUAUAUGUACAGACUCUACUGAAACGCCACCCUGAAUGGCCAGAGGAAAAGAGUUGGUUUCGAAGGAAAGUGUAUGACUGGGAUCCUCACUUUAAAUUCCCUAACAGGAUGAUCGGCACAUCCAUUAUCUCUUUGAUUGGCUUGUACACGUUGACCCUAGCAGACUACAGCUUGAGUGACUACACUUUUGACAAGCUAGAUGCUUUGAUAGACUCUCUUGCAGAGAUUGCAUCGUCCUGUAAUGAAACAAGCAAUAUGUUCACGUCACUCAUUCCCAGGAUGAAAGAGUUCAGCUUUGUUGCAAGAAGGUCUUGGUUGGCGACGACUAUUUUUUCCACUCUGACAUCUGUUACUUACACUUUUCACGUGCUAGUAUGUUACAGACAGAGACGUGGUCAUAAAACAGGCAUGGGUCAGACAAUGGCAAGCAGGUCCAUUACAGGCAAGACAAAAGAGUAUCCAAAGGAAGCUGUGAGUCAGUCGACGGUGAACGCAAUCCUGAGGGCGAGGCAAACGGGGAAUCCACAAGACGAGCUAGAGCCCAGGAAACAUUUAAAGAGGUUGUGGAGGGGACAGAAAACUUUUCUUCCAGAGAAGUUCCAUAAACCAAGCCCCGCCGUUAGCGUGGCUGCUAUAACAAGAUAUUCAGGCUGGCAGAUUGCCUUCACUAUGUGGGGGUUUCUGAUAGUUCACUUUGUGCAGUUUCUUUUUGCCUUGCUGUUUGUGUAUGGAGUCAUUCUACCAAUCCAGAAGGGACACUUUCUCAGCUGGCUUUCUAGUGUAGGCAUCAUUCUGCUGACAGUACUCUUAGUGAUAGCCUUGGUGGUAGUGCAGAUUAUUCUGGUCCAAGUGUUUUUCCUGCAAGACAAACUCUCACCUGAUGACAAAGAAAAGCCCCUUGCACUCAACAACAGAAAAGCAUUCCACUGCUUUAACUACUUUUUCUUCUUCUAUAAUGUGGUUAUGGGGUUGAGCAACAGCAUUUUGCGCCUUUUAAGCAGCUGCAUUGUGGGUACAUGGCUGGUGUCACGCAUUGACCGGACCAUCAUGCAGCGGGGCUACGAGUCCAUGGAUCCAGGAUAUAGUACAUGGAUUGGGAUGAUAUUUGCUGAUCAUUAUCAUAGCAACCCAGUUAUGGUGUCUUUCUGCCAUCUACUGCUUCGCAGAACACUGGAGAAACGAGGACCUGCAGUGUCCUCCUAUGCAACUUUUAGCAAUAACACAAGGUGUUCAGUAGGGGGCAGAGUACGUGUGCGCUGGCUCCUGCUGUACACACUGCUUAGGAACCCUGCACUCAUCCUGCUGAGAAAAAAAACAAACCAGAACGACAACCAAGACCCACUCCUCUUAGCCCGAGCCAUCACCUCACAGGCUCAACAAGCAGCUGAACUGGUCAACAACAAAACUCCAGAUACAGAACCAACACAGUCAGACAUCUGAAACCGGUUCCUCAGUGUGCACACAGACUCCAAAAUUUGAGUUUUGUGUCUGUGACUAUUGCACUACUGAUGAAAUUAACUUUAAGGGGAUAUAGACUUUGAAAAAUGUUGUCUUUCCUUUUUGAUACAAAGGGCAAGAAUGAGAAUCUACCUUCCUAUAAUACAUAACUGCACUCAUCAAAGCCAUUACAUGGGGUCUCGAAGACUGGAUUUUAUCAGAGAACUGGACUGAGAAAAUUAUACAUUCGAGGUCUAAUGCUUUUUGUGUGCUUCUGAAACAAAUUUGAAUGAUUAAGUGUUUGUUGGUUAAAUUGUAUUUUGUAAUAAAGAAUGUAAAAGCUUA
This is a messenger RNA of Sinocyclocheilus anshuiensis, 2563 nucleotides long. RefSeq names its product STRA6-like (gene stra6l). Gene Ontology annotation, cellular component: plasma membrane. Bases 161 to 2221 code for a protein of 686 amino acids. The record is from RefSeq and is a predicted model, not a curated record. Gene Ontology annotation, molecular function: retinol transmembrane transporter activity; signaling receptor activity. Lineage: Eukaryota; Metazoa; Chordata; Actinopteri; Cypriniformes; Cyprinidae. The transcript is spliced from 19 exons. Gene Ontology annotation, biological process: vitamin A import into cell.